CAGCUGAACCAUUGGAAGCCCCGAGAUCCGCGGGACACGUUCCCGAUAUCGAAAAAAGAAGAACGAACAACCGUACGAAACGUUGUCACGCGAAAUCUCGAAAAGCGAUCGGCAAUUCGAACGUCCCCGAAAAUUGGAGGCCGGUGAGCGCGGAAAAAGGAAAGCCCAUUCGUUCGGUGUCGAGAUUCGAGUAAAAAGUUUUCGUCGCCAGUUUUCGAAAUCCAUCGAUCUCCCCCGGAUAUUUUAGAUAUUACGCGAAGUGUUCGUUAUUUUCCUUUCGUUCGUUCGAGUAAGUUCUUCGAGCAUAGAUUUUAUUUUCAGACGAAUCGUUUAAUUUUGUGAAUCGCACUUUCACGAGAUGACGGAUGUGAACAGCAACAAAGUGUCGGCAGGAUCUUCGAAGAGAUCGUACGAGCAGGCGAAGAAGGAGCUUCAAUCGAUAGUGUGUAGAAUCGAGGGGACGGGACUGACGAACAGGACGCUGAAGCUGUUCCACGCGCAGUCCUUGCUGCGUCCGGGAGGAUCGAAGAUCCGCAAGAGACACCUGUGGAUCCUGUUGAUCCUCGCGUGGAUUCUGGGUCAGAUCUCGUGGAACUACAUUCGAGCUGCUCGUUACGAUAGAUGUCUGGCGGAGCUGCCAUCGUUCACGCAGAAAAUUUUCCGGCCGGCGGAGGAUUGCUCGAUUUGCCGGGACGUUCAACAGGUUGACAGGAUAUCGAACGUGGUUCCUGGGACUUUCGAGGAACGUUACGCAUAUUCCGGGAGGCCAGUCGUGAUCACCGACGCCAUGACGAAUUGGACAGCUCCGAAAGUGUUCUCCUUCUCGUUCUUGAAGUCGCUGUACGACGGGCAGAACGCUAAUUGCCAGUUCUUCCCGUACAGAACCGAAUUCAAGAACCUGCAGGAUGUUUUCAACAUGAGCGAGAGCAGAGCGUCGAUGGAAAAGGGAACGGAACCGUGGUACGUCGGUUGGAGCAACUGCGACGAGAAAAUCGGAAACAUCCUCAGACAACAUUACCAGAGACCCUAUUUCCUGCCAUCCACAGCCGAAAGCGAGAGGACCGAUUGGAUUUUUAUGGGAAGCCACGGCUACGGGGCUCCGAUGCACGUGGACGACGUGGAGCAUCCGUCAUGGCAGGCGCAGAUAAAGGGUGCGAAAGUGUGGAUCCUAGAACCGCCUAGGGAAUGCCAUUACGUCUGCAACAGGCUGGAGAUAGUGGUGCAACCUGGUGAAAUCAUUGUUCUAGACACGAACCGCUGGUACCAUCAAACGCAAAUCGUUUCUGAUGACAUGAGCAUCACCAUUGGGGCAGAGUACGAUUGAGAGGGACUCUGCGAUUAUUCGAAACG
Messenger RNA from Nomia melanderi (Alkali bee), 1350 nucleotides. RefSeq lists its product as uncharacterized. The record is from RefSeq and is a predicted model, not a curated record. NCBI's taxonomy places the organism in Eukaryota, Metazoa, Arthropoda, Insecta, Hymenoptera, Halictidae. Gene Ontology annotation, molecular function: 2-oxoglutarate-dependent dioxygenase activity.